Strongylus vulgaris is the source of this 528-nucleotide messenger RNA. NCBI's taxonomy places the organism in Eukaryota, Metazoa, Nematoda, Chromadorea, Rhabditida, Strongylidae. The record is from the annotation of a GenBank genome assembly.
GAGCAGAAUCACUUGAAGGACACAUGGUUCACCGAAUCUCUGGCACUGACAGCUGGGAAAAUCUCCGCCUACGAAGAUCCAGAAACCUACUUGGACCUUGUGAAAAAGAUGGCGGAGUACAGUCGAGCUGUGUUCAGUGCACAUGAGCAGAUGCCGUAUCUACAGCCAUUUCAAUUCGCAUCGGAACACAUAAUCUUCUCUAUGGAUGCACUGGACUUUUCCAAUGAUCUACCUAAAUACAACAAUUUCAUCAAUCAUCGUCCUAAUGGCUUUCCUCAGGUCUCAAUCCACAUAGAAAACGCUACUAAGGUACGAAUCUCACAUUCAACUACGAUGGUUUCUCCCAUAUUAGCGGGAGCAUCCCUAUUACUUUGUCUGAUCUCCAUUGUGUUAACGCUCGCCAGAAGAGGCACGCGAGCGCAGUUGAUUCGGCUUGGCUUCAUAGUCACUUUCGUUAUGAAUGCUACUAAUCUCUAUUUCCUCAAUAAAGCCGCUGUCAACCAGGUACGAGUUUUUCUAUAUGUCUGA